Molecule: messenger RNA, 711 nt
Organism: Symbiodinium natans
Lineage: Eukaryota; Dinophyceae; Suessiales; Symbiodiniaceae
Source: the annotation of a GenBank genome assembly
AUGUCGGCGCUGGUGCGUAUCACCACGGGCAUCAUGCCCCAGCACAGUCGAGUCGGAAUGACCAGAGCGAUGGCGCAGUUCGGAGAGGUCAUUCACUGUCACAAGCCACCCUAUUCUGGCAUUCCCGGUGAGGACUUUGUGAAUGUACGCUUCGCGACGCAAGAAGCCGCUGACCGAGCCUACGCCGCAUUGAAGGCCAGCCAGGUCUUCGUUGAUGGCUUCCCAGUUGGGGUGGGUCCAGCCGGCGGACCCAAGGGAAACGAUGGUCCGAUGGCGAUCUCGAACUCUGGCCCACCCAGGCGGCCGCGCAGCCGCAGUCCCCCUCGCCUUUAUGGCCGGAACCGUGCCCGGUCCCCCGUGCGCCGGAGCCCGGAGCGACGCCGCCCGAGCCCACCGCGACGGAAGAGAAGCCCUUCAGAUGUGCCUCGGGCCAAUUUCCCUUCUCGCAAUGACCCGAAGAGCCCGAGCCCUCGGCGACUGGUCAGGGAGAUGGGCCGCGGCGGCCGAUCCCGCAGCCGAUCGCGUGCGCGGGACCGGCGCCGGGAGGAGCGCGUCAGCGAGUUCUCUGGAGGACCUGGCAUGAUGAUGCUCAAGAACAAAAAGGAGAGAACGCCUUCUCCGGAUCCUCCUGGGCCCGUGAAGAAUCCCAACCCGGUGAAGAACCCCUUCUUCAGAGCGGACAGGAGCCCGACCCCAGUGGCCGCAUACUGA